CUCGUACGCUUAACUGUUAUUGAGUACAUAGUAUUAAAUAAUUGUGACUCGACGGGCCGUAAAUGGCGAAAGAACGUGUGGCCGAGGGUAACCGGCAAACCGUUUGCGCCUGACUGAUUGCUAAACUUGCCCCUCUGUUCUGAUUCUACUUCUCACCCGUCCCUAUCCUAUUUAUCAUUCUAGUUACCCGUGGUCAUGAACUCAUCAAACUACCCCCAUCAAUCUCGCAGAACGCACAGAAAGCGUUCCUCAGUUUCAAAAAUGUCCUCCGACACAGUACAGACUCUCCCUGAGUACUCGGCUCCGCUCAAUUGGAGUAAAACAUCCAGUUUGGCGUUCUAUACAGGAAACGAGUCAGAUAGACCGCCUGACUACCCUGAUAGUGAGGAGGCAGAUGCAGACACUGAGGAGCAAGCUGUAGCCUACGCUCCACAACGUUUUCAGCUCAAUUCACCACGACGCACAGCACCUUACACACGUAGACGCAAACGUCACUCAGUCCCUGUGCCAGCAGCCGAUCCAUUCCUCGACGCGCUGCUCGAACGCAGUGUUCAUGCACUUGAGAUGUCAAAUGUGCUCAUGCAGAGCUCAAUCUCCACUCAAUGCAGUCUUUCCGCGUUGCUUUCAUCCGAGGUCGGACCGGACCGUUCUCUCGAGGUUCGUGCGAGGAACCUUUCAACACGAAUCAGAUUGAACAGCGGGGUGCAUGGCACAUGGAUGGCACAUCUGGAAGAGAUAUCGAAAGGUGUGGAUGGGCUGUUUGAUGAGGAGCUUAGAGACAUCAGUCCAGUCAAGCCGGACGAAUCCGCGAUUAGCCAGAGUCUUCCCACAUCAAAUAUCAAGGAUUUGCGGAAUAGGAGGAGACCCUCACUACUGGAGCUCAAUGGCUCGUGUUCGAGCGCUUCACAGCUUCAAUUCUCGUUCCCGAAACGUGAUUUCCUCGUUGCGCCUGCCCCUAGGGCACUCACCCAGUAUGUCGAAUCAACAGCUGAUCCAGGCAUGAUAAUCUUGCCCUCCACCUUGGGGUUACGAGCCUGUGCUUCAUCACAUUCGGCUGAUUGGCAGGAUCACACCGUUGUCAGGCAGCCGGAGCUUCAGUCCUCACAGUCUUUACCUGUGUUAUCGGGACAGCCUCUGGAUGUUCCCACUCCAGCGUACAGUCUCCUCUCCAAUAUAGUGAAGCGUUCAGAGUCAGCCACACCUCCACUAACUGAUACGCCGUCCUCUCGUACCUUCAUAUCACGGCGUGGUUCAACGGGCACAUGCAGCACUGAACGAGGAUCGAAGUUGUCUAUGUCCCCUUGCUCAGUACCAUUAUCCCUUGAUCGCAAUUGCAAUCGCAAGCCAGAGUCUGCACCCCGACCUAGCUCCACGACGCCUAGACCACCCGUAGCCCCCCUUCCUCGCGUAAUGACCCCACCUAUCGAGGAGCUCUCUACUGCUUCAUCAGAUUCAUCAGAUCACCCUACUGGUUACCGCACCGUCCAGUGCCUCCGCAAAAUCCUUGAUGAACAAUCAUCCUCCACCUCCGUCAACUUUCCUCGAAAAGAUCGUAAACAAAGUCGAUCGCCCAAUCUCAUGCCUGUCACUCCUGCUCCCGCGCCAGUUGCUGGUACAUCCACCGCCACUGCCUCGAUAUCCCGUCUUUUCACGAAGGGCAGACAUUCAUCCUCUACGCGUCCCCCUUCCCCACCUACACAUUCCUCAUUGAAGGUGCCCUCUGUACCCUCGACACCUCGUUCGUCGCCGAGUACAGGCAGCCUCUCGGAUAAGUUUGGAAACGGCGUGGCCAAAGCCCUCGGGAGUCAUCCCCCUUCAGGCGUGUCGACGCCCAAGCGCAUCAGCUUUGCGGAGCUCCCAGAAUCGUAUGCAAGCUCACGUCCAGGAUCUUCCAAAAUCUCGGAAAGGCGGAAGAACCGGAGUAGAAAGCGCAAGGGGAAAGACGAAGAAGAGGGGGAGCCACUUAGGUGGUUUGAGAGGCUGUUCGUUGCGGGUCCUACGAGCACGAGCUCUGCACGGAUGGAUGAUCGUAUGGAGGAACGCAUGUCACGAGGGUGGGGGAGUCGACCUGGAGGUGGGACGUUAGAUGAUUGGGCGGUAUAGAUUUGAUAUUGGUUGGAAUCGGGAGGAUAAGUUAUGGGAGUGUAUAUCAAUGCUUUACUUUUUACGCCAACGCCAACGCUUUCUGUCGUGACUUUUGCACGUGUAUUUAUGACACGUCCACUGAUCUUACUUAUAUAUCGCACACUGACAGUGUCCACAUCGUCUAGUUCAUGUAUUUCGAGUAACCGAGCAUUGUAUCUUUGAAUUGUCUCAAUAUCACACGCUGACUGAA
Suillus subaureus is the source of this 2335-nucleotide messenger RNA. RefSeq lists its product as uncharacterized. Lineage: Eukaryota; Fungi; Basidiomycota; Agaricomycetes; Boletales; Suillaceae. The transcript has a single exon. The record is from RefSeq and is a predicted model, not a curated record. Bases 196 to 2103 code for a protein of 635 amino acids.